Molecule: messenger RNA, 1434 nt
Organism: Rotaria sp. Silwood2
Lineage: Eukaryota; Metazoa; Rotifera; Eurotatoria; Philodinida; Philodinidae
Source: the annotation of a GenBank genome assembly
AUGGUAGACAAUUUAACUGAUAUGAUGCAUCGUGAAUUGAGUUUAAUAAAUAGUGAUGGUACUAACGCUAAUAAUAAUAAAAAUACUAGUAGCAGUCGUUUAUUACAACCACAUGUACUUUCAAGAAAAAUAUCUGAUCAUAAAAAUAAUAAUAACAGUAACAAUAGUCAGCAUCAACAUGCACAUCAACAAUCAAUACAAUCUACUGCAAUGAUUACAACAACUGAUUAUAGUCAUCCAUCAUUUUUGCGUGUAAUGCCUGCUUCGCAUUCAUUAGCCCAUCGUCAAAAUUCGAAUUCAGGAUAUGAUACAGAUGGAGCAAUAGGCACAUCUAGAUCUAUGCCAAAACAUUAUCAUAGAAAUAGUAACGGCUAUGAACAUUUAGUUUCACCAAGAUUACCUCCGAGACGACCUAGAUUACCACCAUCACAGCAAUCAUCAGCUGUUGGAUCUCGAGUAAAUUUAUCGCAACAAAAUUAUCUUACAAUUACUCCAUCUCUUAAUAUGGCGCAAAAUUAUGACGAUAGAGACGACGAGCCGAAUCAUGAAAAUGAUGCAAGUCAUCGUCAUGUUCAUUUUAGUCGACAUUUACAUCAUUCACCCUCUCCUAAUAAAAAUCAUGAUGCACAUGGUACUCACUCACCGACAAUAUCACGACAUGAUAGAGUAUUUAAUAGUACAAAUUCAGGACGACACCUACGACUUAUCUUUAUGCGUCAUAGUGAACGGGCUAAUCAAGCAUUGGGAUCUGAUUGGUUCAUUAAAGCAUUUCGAACAGGUACUUACAAAGCAUAUGAUCAAAAUUUGCCAGUCAUUUUACCCCAAAGACGUUUUGAUCAAGCAUAUGAAUUUGAUGCACCACUAACAGUUCGCGGUUUAAAGAAUGCUCGUCAAACUGGACGAGCUAUGUUGACUAGUAAUAUAGCAGUUGAUGUAUGUCUUUCAUCAAUUGCUCUUCGUUGUAUUCAAACAUGUGAACGAAUUUUAUCUGGUAUGAAUCGUCGUGAACACAUUCCAAUUCGUAUAGAACCGGGUUUAUUUGAAUGUCCUCAUCUCAAUUAUAAAAUAGUGGAGAGUUUUAUGACAAAAAAAGAAUUACUAGAUAAUGGAUAUAAUAUCAAAGUUGAAUAUAAACCAUUAAUUCAAAAGGUAAAUGUACCUGAAUCAUUAGAAGAAUAUUUUCAACGAUGUUAUAAUGUUAUGCGUGGUAUUAUUAAUCGAUAUGGUAAUUAUGGUGGUACUGUACUUAUUGUUACACAUGCACCAGGUUUAUUAGCUUUAACAGAUGCCAUUAAAGGCAUACGAACAAAUCAGGACACUUUUUAUCGUACUGUAGCAGGAUAUCCACCAUUAGCUGUUUGUAUAGCUGAGUUUGAUGGGAAAAAAUGGAAACAUUCUGAACAACCAUUUUCUUUUCCUAUUUCUGGACAAUAG